Ascoidea rubescens DSM 1968 is the source of this 396-nucleotide messenger RNA. RefSeq lists its product as uncharacterized. The coding region runs from base 1 to 396 and encodes 131 amino acids. The transcript has a single exon. The record is from RefSeq and is a predicted model, not a curated record. NCBI's taxonomy places the organism in Eukaryota, Fungi, Ascomycota, Saccharomycetes, Ascoideales, Ascoideaceae.
AUGCCAAAUGCCAAUACUAGCUCAGGCACAGUUAAUAACGAGAUCAAGUACAACCACAAAUUGUAUCACAAUUUUCAAUGGCUAAAGCAAAUAAGAGGAUUGCCAUCUUUAGACACAUAUGAACUCAUCAAUCAAGUCAAACAGACCUUCAUCACAAAAUACUUUCGUCAGUCUCAAUCAAAUAAUUCGUCUCUACACCUCAAAACUGACCUCCAAUCGACACCAAUACCAAUUCAAAUGAGCAAGACUGAAAAUAUCCAUGAAAAACAUUUAGAUACAAUGAUCACAUUCACUACAACCCUUAAAUCAAACUUAAAGGAAACAGCUGACAUUUUAAAUCAGGAAUUAAACAAAGACAUUGAAAAUUUAAAAUGGCUAGAAGAAAUUGUCUCUUGA